Messenger RNA from Monopterus albus (swamp eel), 1596 nucleotides. RefSeq names its product alpha-kinase 2 (gene alpk2). Bases 27 to 1577 code for a protein of 516 amino acids. The record is from RefSeq and is a predicted model, not a curated record. Gene Ontology annotation, molecular function: protein serine/threonine kinase activity; ATP binding. The transcript has 9 exons. Gene Ontology annotation, biological process: protein phosphorylation. NCBI's taxonomy places the organism in Eukaryota, Metazoa, Chordata, Actinopteri, Synbranchiformes, Synbranchidae.
CAAAGACUACACAGGGAAGGAUUGAAAUGUUCGAGUCCAAGCUGGGAGCUAAAGCUGGGAAAGCUCAAAAAGAUAGCGCUCAGUCAGGUUUUGCUGAGAAAAAGUCCCAGCAACCACAAUCUAAAGCUUCCCAAGGAGGACAACUUCUGCAUCAUACAGACCAUAAAGGCCAUCAGCCAAGAAAUUUCACAUGUCCUCUGAAGGAUGAUGUUAAUAAAAGGCGACGUCUGUCAGGAAGUAAGUUUGAGAAGAUCAUUAGUGUUUUGGAGGUUAAACUAACAAAGGUAGACGCUUGUGUCCCAUCAAAGAGACAGGAGCCCAAGGUAGAGGUCGGAGCGACUCAUAAGAAGGCGUACAGUGAAGUGGUUGAGCAGAAAAUCCCUCCUAAAGAAGACCUCAAGGUGCUGCAGCCCAUACAGGCAGUGUCAGUGAGCGGAGACCCCCAGAGUCUGUGUCUGUGGUGUCAGUUUGCAGUGGUCUUCUGUGAAUCCACUGUCACCUGGAGCAAAGAGGGCGCCGUCCUGGCUGAGAUCAAAAGAAGCUCAGGGGAUGAGAGCAGAGUGUCACUCACCAUCUCCAAGGCUUCUCAUAAAGACCUGGGCAAGUAUCAGUGUCAGCUCAGCAGCUUACAUGGAUCAAUCACCCUGGACUACCUGCUAACAUAUCAAGUCCUCAGUGAGAUUGUCAUCCCUCCAUCUCCCAAGACCAUCUCAUCUGCUCCUGUAGAGGUGGGGGGUGAAGAAGAGGAUGUCCAUUGUUCUAGAUUGAUGUUCAAAGAUGAUUUCUUGACUGACCAAUACUUUGGAGAGAACUGUCCUCUUAGCAUCAUCACUGAGAAGGUCCACUUUGGGGAGGGGAUGCACCGGCGGGCUUACCGGACCAAGCUGCAGGCGGGUCAGAUACCCCUGUUACUGUCAGGACACCCCUGCGUGCUCAAAGUACACAACUCUAUCAGCUACGGGACCAAGAACAUUGACGAGCGUGUUCAGAAGAACUUUAGCUUGGCUGUGGAGGAGUGUCAGGUCCAGAACACAGCGAGAGAGUACAUCAAGGCGUACACGGAUGCAGCUCAGUCUGUCGAAGCCUUUGGAGAAGUCCCAGAGAUCAUUCCCAUCUACCUGGUUCACCGUCCAUCCAAUGACAUCCCCUAUGCCACACUGGAGGAAGAGCUGAUUGGGAACUUUGUCAAGUAUUCAGUCAAGGACGGCAAAGAGAUCAACCUGAUGAGACGUGACUCUGAGGCGGGACAGAAGUGUUGUGCAUUCCAGCACUGGGUCUACCAUAAGACUGAGGGCAACCUGCUGGUUACUGACAUGCAAGGAGUGGGAAUGAGGCUUACUGAUGUAGGCAUUGCCACCUGUAAGAAAGGAUAUAAGGGGUUUAAAGGAAACUGUGCCACUUCUUUCAUUGACCAGUUUAAAGCCUUGCACCAGUGUAACACAUACUGUGAGAUCCUGGGCCUCACAUCUCUGCAGCCCAAAGCCAAAAAGCCUGCAUCUGCUCCAAAACCUAAUCCCCAACAUUCUGUUGCACCCAAGAAGAAAACGUUUGGGCCAACAGUCAAGGGCAAAACAUAACGGGAGGAGCAUCUUGGAC